UGGUAAUAGCAUUAUAUUAACCCGCAACGCGAUCCUGAAUAGCUUAGACAGGAUAACAUUAGGUGUUUGGAACAGUUCAGAACGGAUCAGUGUCCCUGAGUAGAACAGUCUGACGAUGAAAACACUGCUGGUUAUUCUGUGCCUAACUAUUGGCUCAAACUUCGCCAUGCGGCUGCAAAAGAAAGUUAUACCAACAGAACUUCGACGCGUAAUGGCUAACGUGACGUCGUUGGACUCAUUUCUUCGAGUAAUAUCCGUUACAAGGAUGAGUCGUCUUCGGGAAGCUGUCUCAGCCCUAAAUAAACGUGAAAAAGCUGCUGGUAUUUUGGCGAGGUUCAGCGAGAAUUUAGAGUUCCCUGAUCUUCCGUAUGUUAUUCUGGACAGCGCUCCGUGCGCUCCGCGUCCUGCUGUGGUGGAACUUCCCCAGCCUGAAGGCUCGAGCUCUUUUUACUUUCCGUUCUUUGUGACACUACACCGGUGCGGUGGCGCAUGCAAUGACAGACCCUUUGAAACAUCGUGCCAACCUGAAGGGAAAGAAGAUCUAAACCUUGUGGUGAGCAGAGUUGCUUGGUCGUCCGCCAAGGCCGAGCUGGAAGAAAUUUCAAACAAGUUUACAGCGGUCCGAGUGACGAACCACACUAACUGCUCUUGCGGGUGCAAGAUCAAGCCUACAGACUGUGAUAACAGGACACAGCAGUACUCUAAAGAACAGUGUAGUUGCCAGUGCAAACCGCGACCAAUACCCUGCCCGAGUAACUUCCGCUGGGAUCCUGUAAAGUGUCAGUGUAAAUGCGAUCCUACAAACAUUGAGUCGAAGUGCACAAAGCGUUUCCAGUUUGAUGAGAAAAAGUGUCGGUGCACUUGCAGCAAGAGACCUUGUAAACAACAUCUGAAGUUCCGUGACCCCAAGACCUGCCUGUGUAAAUGUCCGAGUACACGGUGCCCCAGCGGAAUGACAUUAGAACGGCGUACUUGCACUUGCCUUUGGAACGUUAGAAGAGUAAACGAGGAGCGUCGAUAAAGGAAAACGACGUGGAUGGCUGAUCUGUUCUUCGGACACACACGUGAUAGUAUUUGGAUGGUAUAAUCGGAGGAAAACGAAGGAUAGGGCACGGGGAAUUAAUGGAGCUCCCUCUCUACCCACCGUCGCUUUUCCACUCCGCUAGUCCCUUACUCUUCGGUAUUCCCUACGAUAGAAAGAACAUAAGACAAAAUCCAGUAGGAAAUCGAGAAAUUUCAGUUUUUAGUGGGCAACAACCUUGUACCAGAAUAAUUUUAAGUAUAACCUUUUUGCAUUUUCUGAAAGCUAAAGAUAUGAAUAGUUACCCGUAUCACGGCAACUCCAGAAACAAUUUCCCAUAUGGGAACUCGAGAAAAUAAAUUUCAAAGUUCAGAGAAAUUGUGCAAACACAGGUAAAAUUCCACCAUCAGUUUCAUUUCACCAGCACUUUCAAGUGUUUCAUUUGAACUUCAAGAUUCGUUUUCGACAUCUGUUGUUGUUAGAAAUGAUUUCUCUUGGCAACAUAUUUAAAACAGUCGCACAGAAGUUCGCAACACGAUGUAAGUAAUCUCGGUACAAAGUUUUUGUCCACUUAGUUGUUACUCGAACUUCUGGUGGAAACCAAGUCUCUAUUGGUAGAAUUACAAUAUGAUGUCGUAAAAAUCGCUUUCUUAAUCCCCCCCACCACCACCACCCCGGUAAAAAACGAAUUGAAAUCAAGAUCAAUCUGGUAAAUACGGUGUGGGUGGAUGCAUGUCUUAAUAGAGAGAUUAAGCAUGACGUUACGUCAAACGGCAAACGGCAAACAUGAAACUUUUGCCGUCUGUCUUCAGCUGUC
Molecule: messenger RNA, 1838 nt
Organism: Orbicella faveolata
Lineage: Eukaryota; Metazoa; Cnidaria; Anthozoa; Scleractinia; Merulinidae
Biological process (GO): positive regulation of cell population proliferation; positive regulation of protein autophosphorylation
Cellular component (GO): membrane
Molecular function (GO): growth factor receptor binding; growth factor activity
Source: RefSeq, a predicted model, not a curated record